GUGGGAGUUUCUACGAAAUGUCCAGAUGACAUUGCCUUUGUUCAAGAGAUCUGAUGACAAAAGAGGACAAUAAUACACUUCUUAUCGGUUCUUUCAUGGUGUGGGGCGAUUCAGACAAGUUGGGCCUUUGUUCCACAUGCGCAAUACCUCUGAUUGGUCUCCAGGGGCUCCAGGUUCAUUGUCAUAUUUUCGGGCACCCCUAUACAAUCGGUAUAUAUAAUCAGACAGCUGUAUCGGGUCCAACAACAAACACUUUACGCCUCGGCACACUAUUAAACCUCUUAGAUUGCCGGUAUACGUUGCAGUUUUGAAAACUAAGAACUCAUUCUCAAAAGGUCCACCGUAUUAAUCGCCUCACUUCGUGUCGUUUGAGCCAAGAUGUCCGCCCACCACUCUAUUCCGGAGAGCUACGUCUGUGAUGCUUAUAUCGAUCAGGGCUCGGACAGCUUACAGGGCAAAAGAACUGACCUGACUCAGUACCAUCGCACCCCAACACAAUUGACGGAAGAAAAUUGUUCUCUGACGGAUAUCUACAACAUGGGUCGUGACAACGCGGGCGAGGAACAAAGGCCAUUAGAUAUUCGUGUCAUGUUUGACCAGCCUAGCUCAAUCGAACCCCAGGAGGUUCCUUCAAAAGAAUCUCCAGGAUCUCGACCACCUGGUUUGUAUUUGCCGAAUGGUUUAGACGAUAAGAACGCCUGUGACUACCAGGCCCAGAGCCGACCACCUUUGGCGUUCCGUGGCAAACCCAGCCCAUUGGCCAAGGUAAGCCGUUCGGGAGAUAAUGAGCUUAUACAUAUGACAGGGUCACAGAGAUCUGCUUCAAUUUCAUACUUCGAUAAUCGAAAGAGUUUCUACCCUGCCGAAGGUAUACCCCAGAGCCCUCCACUUAUAAGCCCUCUUUCUUCGGCAAGCUCAAUAAACUCACAGAGUUCGGGAGUCUCCAUACUUACGCGGACGAAACGCGCUGGAAGUCUGCUGAGGGACAUAACUACACGCGCCGGAGCAUCAUACAGCAGGGUGCAGCAGCGGUGGCAGGACAAGAGAGAAGAACAGGCGCGUCUACCUCUCUGCAAAAAUCACAACCGCCGAGGUUGUGCCGAACACCUGCACUGGUACGUCGGCAAGGACGCCAACGUGAUGCAUGACCGAGAGAACGCCGUUCUCGCCGUGGCCCCGCUCAAGUACGACGCCGCCCGCUUCGACUACGAUUCGGACCUGAUGGUGCAGCCGGGCACCAUGCCUCUACCGCGGACCUUCAACUACGCCGAGCCGAAGCAUCACUGGUUUCACUAUUGUAAGUCAUGCCAGCUGAUGUACCUCGUGGGCAACGCUGGCGAUGCCAUCAAGACGCAUCCGGCCCACAUCGCCAACCUCGGCAUUGGCGAGUUCGGCGAGCGGGCCAUCGCCAUGUACGUGGAUGCCAGGCACGACCUCUUGGACGCGCAGUGGAGCAUCUAUUUUGGGCCGGAGUCGGCUGAGAACACGGUCAAGAGCUCACGGGGCAUUGAGCGUGGGACGGUGGACAUGCGCGCCCUCCGCGACGCUCUCGAGAAGGUGUCGACUGCCGUCGUCCGCAACCACACGGACCGCCUGCUUGGCGGUAGGAAUAACGGCGUCACCGUCGUCAAGUCCAACAGCGAGGCCUUCCUCGCCGCCGCCUGCCGCUUCACCCUGCUCCUCUUCACCCCGCUCAAGGCCGUUCUGACGCUCUGCGCGAACGAGCUGGGCGAGGUUCUCUGCUACGACUCCGUCAAGGGCACCUUCCACUACCCGGAGUACACCAUGGACUGGGUACUCAACCGGAUGAACCCGACUUGGCUCGAGGAGAAGAGGUGCGCGGAGCGGGCUAUCAGGCAGCUGGCUGCCGAGGGCGUCCAGGUUAAGUUUGCUUAUAUGCCGAUGGAGGAUAAGUACACUGAGAAAUGGCCUGUCAUGGUCCCUUGAAGGUACUGUGCUGUAAGCCUCGCGAACAAUCGUGUGGAUGCUAACAACGUGUAGAGGAUGACAAGAUGUUUCAGAACUGG
Molecule: messenger RNA, 2027 nt
Organism: Truncatella angustata
Lineage: Eukaryota; Fungi; Ascomycota; Sordariomycetes; Amphisphaeriales; Sporocadaceae
Exons: 1
Coding region: 379-1947 (522 amino acids)
Source: RefSeq, a predicted model, not a curated record